Medioppia subpectinata is the source of this 2089-nucleotide messenger RNA. NCBI's taxonomy places the organism in Eukaryota, Metazoa, Arthropoda, Arachnida, Sarcoptiformes, Oppiidae. The record is from the annotation of a GenBank genome assembly.
ACGAAAUACACGACACGCGCAGAGAAUAGGAUUUAAUAAUUAAUGAAAACAUAGUAUUUGUGAUAAAAAACAACAAAUGGUUUCACAAUUGAAAUGAUAUUCGCAUUGAUUUAACGUUUGAUUAAUUGAAUGCAAAUUACAAUCAAUUUAUGAACAAUUGUUUGCAUUUCAGACACCCUUUGGAAUGGAGUUCAAGAAUAUUGUGUUCAACGCCGCCAGAGAUGGCAAACUCAGACGUCUUAAGCUGUUCCUCGACCACAGACCCAAAGAGGAGGUGAAGCUAAUCGUGUCGUUGCGUACGAAUGGCGCGACUCCUCUCCUCAUUGCCGCCAGAAAUGGAUAUUUGAAUGUUUUGGAGUAUUUGGUCGACAAAUGCAACGCUGAUAUCGAACAGGUGGGAUCCGUUAACUUCGACGGCGAGUCUAUUGAGGCGGCGCCUCCCAUAUGGUGUGCGUCAGCGGCGGGCCAUUUGGCGUGCGUUAAGGCACUCAUAACACACGGCGCUAAUGUCAACAGCAAAACCAAAACCAAUUCAACGCCAUUACGCGCCGCCUGUUUUGAUGGACACAUCGAUAUCGUUAAGUAUUUGGUUGAGUUCGGGGCCGACAUCGAGAUCGCCAAUAGACACGGCCACACCUGUCUAAUGAUCUGCGCCUAUAAAAAGCACUUAACUAUCGCUGAAUUCUUGAUCUCAAUCGGAGCUCAAGUCAACCGAAAGAGUUUCAAAGGCAACACUGCUCUUCACGAUUGCGCGGAAUCGGGAAGUUUAGAGAUAAUGAAGUUAUUGUUAAUGAAUGGCGCGGUUAUGGCCACCGAUUCGUACGGAAUGUCACCCCUGAAAGCGGCCGCACUGUCGGGUCACUCGGCGAUCGUAGAUCUGAUUACAUCACAACAACUGUGCACUCGAUUAGAAGCGAUCGAAGCGUUUGAACUCUUGGGCUCUACUUUUGUGGAUAAGAAACACGAUAUACUGACAGCACUGGGUCUUUGGCGCAAAGCACUAAAGUUACGCAAUUCUUGUGAUAGUUAUCCGAUUUUCAAGUCAACGGUUGAGCCAAACAUUGCAUAUAAUUUUGCCGCUGAGUUCACAGACGUGGAGCAGUUGGAGGAACUGGUGAUCGAUCCCGACCUCAUGAGAAUGCAGUCAUUGCUCAUACGGGAGCGGAUAUUGGGUCCGUCACAUCCGGACACUUCGUAUUACAUCCGAUAUCGCGGCGCCGUUUACGCCGAUUCCGGGAAUUACGAGCGAUGUAUUCAGUUAUGGAUCUAUGCGUUAGAUAUGCAGCAAAAGAUCUUUGACGCGUUGAAUACAAUGACUCAAAGCAGUCUAUUGUCUUUCGUUGAGCUUUUCUCUCUAAUGAUGUCUAAAUCCUAUUCAAUGGUUCGCUUCAAAGACUUGUUCGCAGUUCUUCGACGAGCGAUACAUGAAUUAGAGGCCACCGCCUGUCGUGUCAAAGCUCUCAGUGACCACGACUUGACUAACUAUAACCGAACCAUUAAUAUAGUGCUCAGCUUUUUAGGCCUUCUUUGCCGACUGAAGCCUUUGCUCACCGAAGUCGAGGACACAGAGCUGAAGAGAGAGACCUAUCGAUUGGUCAAAUUGAAUCCGAGGGGGAAGAAUGGCUGGACAUUACUCCAUAUGGUGUGCAACGUUGGCGACAACUCGUUCGCAUUGUUCCCGUUCUAUGAGAUGCCGGUGACGGACGUGUGCCAACUGCUCAUAGAAGUGGGACAUUCACUCGAUUUGGUGGAUAAUGACGGCAAUACACCCCUUCAUAUCAGUGCGUCGGCCAAACACACCACUCCUCCACUGUUUGUCACACUUCUCAAUAAUGGCGCUCAUCUGGACUUCACGAACACCAACGGAAAGGCGGCACUAGAUUUAGCCCCCAAUCCAUCACUAAAUCUAUAUCAAGUGUUUCCUCUCAAAUAUAUAUCACUUCAAUGUCUUUGCGCGCAAACAAUCAAUCGGUUUCGCAUACCAUUCAAAGGCAGCGUCGGUUCAAAAUCGUUGGAACAGUUUAUUCAAAAUCAUUAACCAAUUGAAUGCUUUUAUUCUUCAGAGCAUUAAGUAUUUGACAUCAAUUGC